This is a messenger RNA of Topomyia yanbarensis, 2726 nucleotides long. Its product is annotated as zinc finger protein 354B-like. The record is from RefSeq and is a predicted model, not a curated record. Gene Ontology annotation, biological process: regulation of transcription by RNA polymerase II. The transcript has 8 exons. Gene Ontology annotation, molecular function: RNA polymerase II transcription regulatory region sequence-specific DNA binding; DNA-binding transcription factor activity, RNA polymerase II-specific. NCBI's taxonomy places the organism in Eukaryota, Metazoa, Arthropoda, Insecta, Diptera, Culicidae. Gene Ontology annotation, cellular component: nucleus. The coding region runs from base 117 to 2657 and encodes 846 amino acids.
UUCCAAUCGCAUGUGCUUCUCCCCUCUGCGAACAAUGCUGACAACGUUCAGCAACAAAAAUUCUGUGAAAUCGUUAUUUACAUCUAGAAAAAGUUUAUAAUUUGUAAUCCAAAACAAUGAUGCUCGGCGGAACAACGCUCAUUUUGGACGACACGCAUUCAAUCGAGGAAAACAUCCACUACUGUUACGUGUGCAAUACCGCUAUAUCUAACUCGACGAACAGCCUGUGCCAACUAUUUCCGAUCCUAAGCGAAGAAGAUGAAACGGUUAGCCCGGCCACAAUUCUUGCCAACAUCCUGCAGUUCGAUAUCACACCGGAACUAUCUCACUCUCCGGCAAUUUGUGUGGAGUGCAAUUCACUUUGCAAUGAGUACCAGAAUUUGUUGGACCGGUUGGAUUCGAUUAAGCUGCAGCUGACGGUCAGUUACAACAGCACCGUGACUAAAUUGGCCGCAUGUCUGACGGCGAGGGAGUUGGUUGAGGCUGAAGCGGAAGCUUUAGAUGAUUCAAGUGUAUCUCAGGACCUGAGGUUGCAUACCACGGAUUCGGACCUGAUUGGUAUCCCACUUGAAGAUUUAACUGCAGUGGUUUCGGUUACCUCGAAAGCAGACCUAGAACCGGACAUGAAAAUAGCGCCCGAUUCGAUUAUUCAAGAAAUGCCCAAACUGCAUUUGAUUCCUCAGACAAUUGCAACCGAAACGUGCUCCCCCUCCAAAAACUCCCGUUCCAUUAUAAAAGUACUCCAGCAACCCACCACCACUAGCAGUACUAUAACGUCCGGUACAGAGAACCAGGAGGUAAACAUCUGCGAAGUUCCGUCAGCCGCAAUUUCGAUGGAACAAUUUUUCGACGGUGCUGACGGGAAUAUGGUUGAAAUAAUAACCGAUGGGAAUUCUACUGAUUACAUUUACGAUAAUGUAAUCGAAACCAUUGCCAACUCGGAUGACGACGAUCCGGGUGGAACAAGUACAGCAAUGUUGGCGCUCGAUGCUACACCGGAGCUAACGGAGCAAACGUUUGCAUCGGGUGAAGACUCGGACAGCGCCCAGAUACUGAUAGCAGCGGCAAACGACAGUUUAAAAACGAUGAGGAAGAGAUUGGAAUCGCUCUUUUUCAAAACCAAAAACAACUUCUACUGCGCCCUGUGCCGAGCUAGUGACGGUCCGGUUACGGCGCACAACGUAAAGACCAUUACCCUCCAUCUGAAAACGGAACACAACGAGAAGAUUCAUAUCUGUGAGCACUGUGAUGCCGUCUUCCGAAGGCGAACCGAGUACAACGAACACCUCGAUCAGCAUGUCGCCUCCGAGCUGACCGAUUACCGAUGCGACGUGUGUUCGACCAAAUUCAGCAACAUUCGAGCACUGCGGUUGCAUCGUAAGAAUCAUCAGGGUACGCCUAAAGUGUGGGCCUGCGAGGUGUGUCAUAAAAAGUACAGUUCGAAGAACCUGUUAGACGAACACAUGAACAUGCACUCCGGGAAACGACCGUUCAAAUGUGAGCACUGUCCCAAGGACUUUGCAUCCAAGUACACCCUAGCAGCUCACAUGAAAAUCCAUCAGGAUCGGGAAAGGGUCUUCAAUUGUAAAGAAUGUGGCAAAGGAUUCUACAGCCAGAGCAACCUUUUACAGCAUGAAAAAAUUCAUGCCGGAAUUCGAGACUACGUCUGUCCGGAUUGUGACAAAUCGUUCAUGUCACAGCAUAAUCUAGAUAUUCAUAGAAUUGUACAUUUGAACUAUAAGCCGUUUAUAUGUCGAACUUGUGGCAAAGGUUUUGCCAGAAAAGCCGAAAUUAAGGAUCAUGAGAGAACUCACACGGGCGAACGACCAUUUGUUUGCGAUAUCUGCGAUGCAAGUUUCUCUCAGCGAUCGAAUCUGCAGUCGCAUAAGCGGGCCACUCAUUUCAACGAUCUUCGGUACAAAUGUGACAUGUGUGGACGCUGCUUCAAACGCCGAAGACUGUUGGAUUAUCACAUUAAAGCUUGUCACACCGGAGAACGACCGUAUAAAUGUGAUGUUUGUGCAGCAACCUUUGUUUAUCCGGAACACUUUAAGAAGCACCAAAAAAUUCACACCGGAUCGAAACCAUUCGCUUGUGAGGUUUGCAACAAGACAUUCAACAGCAGGGACAACCGCAAUGCACACCGGUUUGUGCAUAGCGAUAAAAAGCCAUACGAAUGUGUUACCUGCGGGGCUGGCUAUAUGCGAAAACCACAGCUCUAUACGCAUAUGCAGCAGCGCAGCCAUUUGAACGAUACCAUCGUGGUCAAUCAGCCGAGGAUCACCAGCGAAGAUUUAUUGGAGUUUGAUACCACCACCGAUUCGAUUGGAGAUCCAGUCGAGUUAGAUGGAAAGGACAGUAUCAUAUUCGAGGAGAUGGACGAAGGAGGAGAUAUAGAUGAGUACUAUAUCGAGGAGGAGGAAAUAGAAGGGGUAGACGAACAGGGAGUCUUGAUGGCAAGCAAUGGUCAGGCACAGAUGCAUUUGCAAAAUGCCGUGGAGCUUACCGAUUCAACGGCACUGCUCGCGUCUAGCGGAGGCUUUAUCGAUGAUUCCGAUAUAAUCAGUGAAGACGAUGGAAUGCAGCUAGUUAAGCUCAAUAUCACAAGCUCUAGUGGGAAAAAUAGCAUUACCUGGGUAAACUUGGUAUCUGAAUAAUCUAUAAAUCUCUAUUUUUAAUUAUGCAAAUUUUUUCCAAAGACCUAAAGUAUUGUAAAUCUUUUUUGA